ACACCGAACAGGAGGUUCUUCCGAAUGCACAAAGCUCUAGAUGGCAAUGCUGAUGGUGAUGUGUGCUACCGCACUAUCAACUUGUAUGCCACACACCGCUUCAUCUAUUUCUUUUCAGAUGCUCCUCACCUAGUGAAAACAACACGUAACUGCCUCUACAGUUCUGGCCAUGGAUCAUGUACCAGGUACAUGUGGAAUGAUGGUCAUUUUAUUCUUUGGCAGCACAUAGCUCACCUAUUUUACCAAGAUGAUUGGAAAGAAAGCAUAACCAACCGACCUGGGAAUUUUUCCAAAAAUGCCCAAAGCCGUAUGCUUUUAUCCUGGCAGACUUAUGAAGGUUUGCAAAUUACAGCCCACUCUGCUGUAGAAGCAACAAAUUUCCUCCUGGGUGAAGGUAUGGAAUAUGUACUUACAGAGAGAAAUUGCCAGGAUUCUGUCAAAGAGUACUUUGACAACCAAAGAAAGCUGGGACGAAGAAGUGACAAUCCUGACAUGAGAACAUUUGGGUACAAUAACAAUACCAUCAUGGUCCAACGUGCAGUGUCCUGCCAAUCAGGUAACGCAAGAGGAAGAAGAGAUAGAGACAAGGCAUGGAUUAAUAUUUCAAACCAUCCUGUCCCAAAGGAAAAAAAAAGACAAUGAGUAAUAGGCCCAAAAAGAGAUUCAUUUCUAUUUAAGUUCACAUUCAACUACGUAUAAUAACAUUGUAUUAGUAUGUUCUAAGAAACUAGCUUCCAAAGGUUUUAGCUUUAAUAAAUAAAUGUAUAUACAGUAGCAUGUUAGAUAAGAAACUCAACAUUAACUAUGACUAGAAAUGCUGAAAAUAAACAAGUUACUCCAUGUUAGAUACUUUAACUAUAUAGCCUUUAUACUCAUUUUUGUCUAUAAAAUAAUCAUCAAUGAGCAAUAUUUAAUAUGUUGCAGGUUGUAGCUACCAAAUUAAUCUUUUGUAAUAAAUUACUUAUUGACAAAUUGUUGCAGGCUCUUACUAUAUCUGCCUUUCUUGUUCUUUGCUGGCUCUACAAAUUUCCUUUCAUAGUGCUUUUGUCUUCAUUUGUUUACACUGAAUUUUGUGUUUCUGUAUAACAUCUUUGGCCAGUGAAAAACACUGUACAGUAACAUAUAAAUGAAUAAUGUUGUCCAAUACAUCUUUUGCAAUGCUGUUAUCUACCACUAUGUCUGAGUCCAACAACAUAGUGUUAUAUGCUGAGACCAAUUGAACAUCACAAGCUGAUUUGGAUUCUAUCUUAGCAUUGUCAAUCUUCAGCUGGAGACUU
Stylophora pistillata is the source of this 1277-nucleotide messenger RNA. RefSeq lists its product as uncharacterized. The record is from RefSeq and is a predicted model, not a curated record. NCBI's taxonomy places the organism in Eukaryota, Metazoa, Cnidaria, Anthozoa, Scleractinia, Pocilloporidae.